Molecule: messenger RNA, 3021 nt
Organism: Alternaria postmessia
Lineage: Eukaryota; Fungi; Ascomycota; Dothideomycetes; Pleosporales; Pleosporaceae
Exons: 4
Coding region: 1-3021 (1006 amino acids)
Biological process (GO): amino acid transmembrane transport
Cellular component (GO): vacuolar membrane
Molecular function (GO): amino acid transmembrane transporter activity
Source: RefSeq, a predicted model, not a curated record
AUGGAUUCAGACACAGAGAGCCACAUACAAUGGGACGAGCUCUCGAGACGACCGAGCGGGGAGAGCAAUGCCGGCACGGGCAGGUGGACCGGCACGGUUGGCGAACUGCGCAGGCGGAGGUCUUCAGUAGGACAGCAAUUCAGCGCAUUGGGCGAAGUCGGAGGCGUCAACAGCAUCAACAACUUUGCGCGAUCGUGGCAGCGUGCAGCAGGCUUCUUUGAGAUCACCCCCGUGCGACCCUCGUUCCGUCUCGAAGACGAAGACGGCGACGACACCGAAGAGUCCGACUUCACACGCAGCGGGCUUCCGACGCCAGUACCAGACCAACGGUCGGCCCUGCGACAGGCGCUGCAAGAAGGAGGACGCCGUGCAUCCGAUAAUGCCAUAACGGACGAGGAGAAUGGCGCGACGGAGCGGAGCCAGCUGUUGCCCAACACCGUCGAGCAGCGCUUGAGAGGAAGAGGGUCGAGCAUAUUCCAGAUCGAGCCUUCGCUAUCCUCGCCUUUCGGGGCCAGCUACGGCACGGGAUACGGCAGUCUGAGUUCGCGCGUCAACGAGUCGUCCAUGCGCCAUGCUGGCCGACUCUUCACAGAGCAGCAGAUGAAGGGCGUUGCAGAGCCAGAACAAGAACGAGAGCCACUGCUGGUCAAGCAAGUCGAGGAAGACGGACAUAUCAUCAACGUAGUCGUCGGUCAAUCUACCCUGCCACAGACGAUAUUCAACUCGGUCAACGUCUUGGUCGGUGUUGGACUGCUUACCUUGCCACUUGCGCUGAAGUACUCUGGAUGGCUGAUAGGCAUGGUUUUCCUGGCGUGGUCGGCCAUAGUCACUGGUUAUACUGCAAAGCUGCUUGCCAAAUGUCUCGAUGUUGAUGGUUCACUCAUCACCUUCGCUGACCUUGCAUAUGUCUCCUUUGGAACUAAAGCACGGGUGGCUACUAGUAUUCUUUUCUCCCUAGAGCUACUUGCAGCAUGCGUUGCAUUAGUCGUGCUCUUCGCCGACAGCAUGGAUGCUCUCAUUCCCGGUUGGGACGUUUUUCAGUGGAAGAUCGUCUGUGGGUUGAUCUUGAUACCACUGAGCUUCCUACCCCUGCGCUUCUUGUCCUUCACAUCCAUCUUAGGCGUCAUGUCUUGCUUCGGAAUCACACUCGCUAUCUGGAUCGAUGGCCUUGCAAAGCCCGACGCUCCCGGCUCAAUCCGUCAACCCAUGACACAGUACCUGUUCCCGGACAACUGGCUUACCGUACCGCUCUCUAUUGGUCUGCUCAUGUCUCCCUGGGGUGGUCACUCUGUCUUCCCAAACAUCUACCGUGACAUGCGACACCCAUACAAAUACAGGAAGGCAGUCAACGUAACCUAUAUUUUCACCUACAUCAUCGAUGUCGGUAUGGCCUGCGCAGGUAUCCUCAUGUUUGGGGACGGUGUCAGGGAGGAAGUCACAAGCAACAUCUUUCUUACCCCUGGAUUUCCACCAGGCAUAUCGGUCUUUAUCGCCAUCUGUAUCGCCAUCAUUCCAUUAACCAAGAUCCCACUCAACGCAAGACCUAUUGUCAGCACGCUGGAGGUUCUCUUCGGUCUGGAUACGCGCUCUCUCGCCAUGUCCUCGUCCAUUGAUGGCAUGAGUGGCCUUACACGAGGAGCGCUGAAGAUUACUCUACGCAUUGUCACCAUCCUUGUAUUCGUUAUCAUCGCCAUCGUUUUCCCUUCGUUCGAUCGCAUCAUGACCCUUCUCGGCAGUGUCGCCUGCUUCAGCAUUUGUAUCAUCCUCCCGUUGGCGUUCCACUUGAAGCUGUUUGGAAAAGAGAUAUCGAGCGGGGAGAAGACGAUGAACUGGGUGUUGAUUGUUGUCAGUACUCUCAUGGCCAUUGUCACCUUUGCCGUCGAGAACACCCUUUCCAGCUCUACCACCAGCGCUGGACGCCACCCUACUUUCGCCAACGACAAUCGUUUCAAUGGCACAGUCAAGACUACCGAUGACGACCCAUGGACACUGUCUGUCGCCCGAGGCACGAAGCUCCUUCAAGGUAUGAAAGCCAGCGACGCUGAAGCCGCAGCUCUCUACAACCUAGGCGCCAGCGCAGAGAGCGCAUUCGAUGGUGACCUCAUAAACAAGCUACGUGAGUGGGGUUACAACGAUGCCACGGAUGCCCUCGCCAAACAAGCAGACCCCGAAUGCAAUUUUGACAGCUCGAAUGGACACAUGCUGAAGAAGGUCUUCAGCGACCUUGCCAUCUCGACCAAGCCCAAGAGCCAGGGUGGCCCAAACCAAUGUUUCCUAAUUGAGCAUUACGACAGCCCAGCUGUGAAGAAAGGCGAUGACAGCAAGAUGCCUCUUAGAGGCGAUCAACGAUACGACGUCUGCGAUAAAGAAUAUCGCGUCACCGGCGCUGAGCACACAAUCGGUGUCAAUGCAGAAGCGGGCGUCGUGUACGCUAUCAAUCUCUCUUCUGCCGCUAAAGCUGCUCGUCGUCUUUGGAAACGCGCUGCUCUUACGGACGAACUCCCUGCUAUACGCAGCGUCUCGGAUAUCGCAUGGGCCUUUUGGAACCGUGUGCACAGUGACGUGGAGAGCUUACAGAAUAUCAGGUAUCUAUUUGUUACGAUGAUAAUCAACAAAGAGACGAAUCAACACAUUACACGUGCGUUGGGCACGCUGAAUCCACCGAAAGAGGAUGUGGAAGUUUGGCCGGGACAUGAUUUCGACAUGGAGACAGAUGCGGGGAAAGCUUUGCUGGGAAGCCCUGUUGGACGAUGGGCUGGGUACUUUCUCAUGCAACAUAAGAGGCAGUUGGGUGGUAGCAAAUGGAUCUCCAAGGUUAGAGUGUUCAAGUCUGAGAAGGAGGGUAGUUGGCCAUAUUUCUUAUUCUAUGUUGACAUUCCCCCCGCACCAGGAGUAAUGGUGGACAGAUCAAGAGUAGCGGGUUCGUACGAUCGGUCAAGAAUAGUACGAAGGAGUGAGGACGGCAGCCAUGUUGUUCGAGAGCAUGUUAUGAGGAUGAGGAUACCAAAGUCAAGAAGUUGA